AUGGAUAGCUCAGACGAGUCCGCGAGCGAAAGACAAAAUUUGUUGUCAAAAUUCUUGGCGACAAACGGUCAACGUUCAGCGGAGAAUAGACAAGUGCAGAGGGGAACCGGGACAACACCCCCUGCAACUAUAAAGCUACCAUAUCAUGUGGAGAACCGCCAGCCUCCACUCCCUCAGGCUCCCAAAGUGCGACGCUCCCAGCGAGAACCACUUGUUGACUCUGCUGCCAAUAGAUCCUUGGUCGAUCGCACCCACACAACAGCACAAAGCCACGCCACCAGAGGUCAUGUUUUAAGGGUAAGAGGAUCACGGGGUGCACGCGCACAACAAGCGACUCGUCGCGUCUUACCCAACACUGGACAGCAAAUGGCUACUCAAACGGAUGCCCCGCGCUCCCGACGAUCGAGAGGUCGUCCAACCAAUUACUAUGCCAAGUCGAAUUACUCGGGAUACGGCUAUGGCUCCGAAUCUGAAAACAAUGCCGGGGAAGAGGAAGAAAGAAGUGAAUCGAUUCCCAAACCAAAGCCCUCUUCCGCUGUUCGUUGCCAGGCACCAGCACCAGCACCACAACACAAACCAAAAUCACGAGUAAUAUAUGGCUUCAAUGGCCUACGAAUAUGUCGGUGCUCAUUCAAGUCUUUUGAAGACAUAGCAGACCUCCCAAAAAAGGUCCCAUAUGCGCCAGAGAAUGACUCGUCGAAAUAUGCACGACGGUGCAAACAAACCCCCUCUAAUUCUAUCCUACACGUUACACUCACAAGUGAAGAGAUGGAGGCCAUGCUCGAACUUCUCACUUUUUUCUCAGUUGAAACUACAUUACCAGAUAUGAGCUUGGCGGACCGCAUAAUCAACAUAGUCAAUUCAAUGCCCACGUCUCGCCUUGAAGGAUGUGUUAUUGGCCAAGUCACACGACUGAUGAAUGUUCAAAGAUCUUUCGCCAGACACGGACUCAGUACUCUUGCCGAAUACUACGAGGGCAUAAAGCAUGUUAGCAAAUCUACACGAAGGUCCGUCGAGUCUUUACUCAGCGAUCUCUCCAAGUCAACCGCGAAAUCGGAGCCGUCACAAUGGCUCGCUAUAGCAGCCAGACUUCAGAGGCGCCGCGACUCCGAUAUAUGUGCAUUUAUUGCAGAUGUUAGACUUGGAUCCGUGCCAACAAAACCCUACUACAUCCUGGCAUCGCGAAAUCCCAAUGGCGAACAACAUGGUCUCGUAGGGGAUCGGAUGUCUUCUACGCAGAGGCGGGACCGAUGCUCUAAUUACAGCUUACAAAGGAGUCAAACGUGGAAAGGGGCGUCGAAUGACGUUAUCAGCCUGGCAUGGUCCCCAGAUGGGACGCAGUUUGCUGUUGGUGCUGCGGCACACUGCGAUGAACAUAACAUGCAAUAUAACCGCCCGAACAACCUCUUACUUGGUGAUGCCGUUAAGAACUCGAUCCGAGAGCUGCCAGAUCACCGGUUACCAUAUCCCUCUGCGAAUGCGAGUAGCCCUCACUUGUACAUGAGUGUCAGCGCCGUGCAGUGGUUCGAGGAUGUUCUAUACACGGCCAGCUACGACAAGACUGUUAAAUUAUGGGAUGCCUCGUCGUAUGCGAAUGCAACCUGCACACGAACUUUACGCCAUGACUUGAGAGUCCAAGUUAUGGCAAGACCUCACAAUAACCCCCAAGUUCUAGCCACAGGGACUGAUUCUACUGUCCAUCUGUGGAACAUGGAUAGCAUGGGCGAAACAUCACAGUCACUAGAUUUUGCAAAGCAACGCUCAAUUAAGAAUCCGCGCAUCGCCCGAAGUGUCGAUCUGCUGCCUUCUGUAUUGACAUGGGGUUCGUCGUGGCAUUCAAAUAAUUUUCUGGCUGCGGGGUUCUCUGUUAAGGAAACCUACGAGGGUGACGCAUGCAGAGAGGGUCUAUUAGCCAUGUGGACAAUGACUGAAAGCUCAAUGGAGCCUCUACAACUACAGCCGAACGCACAGAAUAUUUUUGACGUCAAGUUUCACCCCGUCAUGCCCUGGCUCGCAACAGGUAGCUCUGUUCCUCCGGGGGGCAUAAGUGGCGGUGGUAAGGGUGUGCGGUCGUUGGUGCGUGUCUACGAGCCUCUAAAGAAGACGAGAUGCGCGCUUGAGUUAGAUUGCCCAGCGCUUGAUAUCAACGAUGUCACAUUCUGUCCUAUGGACAGAAGUAUCAUUUCAGCUAGCUGCACCGAUGGCGUCACAUAUGUGUGGGAUUACCGGAACCCGGGGCAAAUUUUACAUCGGUUAUUUCAUGGAGAUGCCUUGAACCAACUUGACGAGCAACUCACAAGAGAGCAGGCAGACGUUGGAGUGCGAGUGGCGCUCUGGGAUAACUCCAUUGAUAACUUCAUCACAGGUGGCUCUGAUGGUGUCUUGAAGUCGUGGAAUAUCCUGAGAGCGCCUGAAGAUGUGCUCGUCCGAGACAUUGCUGCUGUUGAAAACGAGAUUAUGUCGGGGGCUUUCUCACCAGACAAGUCCAUGCUGCUAGUCGGGGAUGAUUCAGGCGGCAUCCAUGUGUUUUCCAAGGGGGCGCCUCCAGACAGCGUGAGAACAAUGGAGUUUGAUUACGACAAUGACCGCGAAGAAGAGCUGUCUGGGUUGCCCUCGGAUUCAGGCAGGUCAAUAGCCAGACAGCUCCUGUCGACCGGCGAACUCAUCCGGCAUCAGAUAUAUGGCGUUGGACAAGGGCCAGCAUAUCAAGGACCGUAUGCUGCAUGGGCGCGACCUGAAGGCACGCCUACAGACAUGCUAUCUAUUACUCCGCUUCUCGAGGAAUUACAACUCCAGCAGCUCGAUAGUCCAGGGUCAGCCACACAUCUAGAGCAGCAAAGACGAGUUGCCGAGCUCCGCAACAAAAAGGACCGCAAGCGAAAACGCCACCGAGACAAAGACAAACCUGAAAAAGAUCAGACAACGACGACGAUGACGACGGAAGUAGUGAAUCUUUGCAGUGACGAGGAAGACCAAAAACAACAACAAAAAUCAAGGCCGAUUUUGAUUGACCUCACGGGCGAGACAGAGUCGGAGGAUAGUAAUGAUUGCAAUGAUAAUGACGACGAUGAUUAUAAUACUGCUAUGGAGUUUAGCGCUGGGAUAUCAGAUGGAGAGUCUGGUAUGGAGGAUUACUGGUUCCCAGACAGUGGCGAUGUUGACGCCAACAUCAGGGACUCGAGUUACUGA
Talaromyces rugulosus is the source of this 3189-nucleotide messenger RNA. RefSeq lists its product as uncharacterized. The record is from RefSeq and is a predicted model, not a curated record. Gene Ontology annotation, biological process: TOR signaling; regulation of actin cytoskeleton organization. The transcript has a single exon. Bases 1 to 3189 code for a protein of 1062 amino acids. Gene Ontology annotation, cellular component: TORC1 complex; TORC2 complex. Gene Ontology annotation, molecular function: protein binding. Lineage: Eukaryota; Fungi; Ascomycota; Eurotiomycetes; Eurotiales; Trichocomaceae.